Cotesia glomerata is the source of this 633-nucleotide messenger RNA. RefSeq lists its product as uncharacterized. The transcript is spliced from 3 exons. The record is from RefSeq and is a predicted model, not a curated record. The coding region runs from base 178 to 633 and encodes 151 amino acids. Lineage: Eukaryota; Metazoa; Arthropoda; Insecta; Hymenoptera; Braconidae.
UUCAAUGACAAUUAUGUGGUCCAUUGGGAUGGUAAACUGCUAAGUGAUAUUGUUGGGACAGAAACAGUAGAUAGGCUUCCGGUGCUUUUAACAUCGUCUGGCAGUGAACAGCUAUUGGGUAUUCCAAAAAUUAAUUCAGGAUCUGGGAUUGAGCAAGCUUUAGCUGUAUACUCAACUAUGGAGCAAUGGGGUGUCAGUAAUUACAUAAAAGCGAUAUGCUUUGAUACUGCAGCAACCAAUACGGGAAUUCAUCAUGGCGCUGGCGUAGAGCUUGAGAAAAUUCUGAAACGAAAGCUUAUAUGGUUACCCUGUCGUCAUCAUGUAAUUGAACUUGUCAUAAAAGGCGUUUUUGAAGCUUACUGGCCAGUACAAUCAGGUCCGAACGUUCCAUUUUUUAAUCGAUUUAAAAUCGGUUGGAAUAAAAUCAACACAUCCAAAUAUAACGCUGGCAUCAACGAUAAGAUAGUGGCUAAUAUACUAUUAAACAAAAAAGAUGAACUAUUAAGUUUUAUCGAUAAUUAUUCGCAGAAAUUUCUUCCAAGAAAUGACUAUCGAGAAUUUUUGAGUUAUCAUCUAUUUUCUUGGGAGCUACGCCAAAGGAUAAUUACACUUUUAAAUGUCCGGGAGCAAUGA